Messenger RNA from Suhomyces tanzawaensis NRRL Y-17324, 1071 nucleotides. RefSeq names its product cytochrome-c peroxidase (gene CCP1). The record is from RefSeq and is a predicted model, not a curated record. Gene Ontology annotation, biological process: response to reactive oxygen species; cellular response to oxidative stress; hydrogen peroxide catabolic process. Bases 1 to 1071 code for a protein of 356 amino acids. Gene Ontology annotation, molecular function: peroxidase activity; heme binding. NCBI's taxonomy places the organism in Eukaryota, Fungi, Ascomycota, Pichiomycetes, Serinales, Debaryomycetaceae. The transcript has a single exon.
AUGUCGACUAUUGCAUUGAAGCCAUUGAGAGUAGCAAGAACCUCCAAGCAGUUCAAGAACGGGUCCCGCUUCUUGGCCGCUGGGUUGGUGGGUUCCUCCGCCUUGGCUGCCUACUUCUACAACAAGAACAACAACAACUCAAAUGGGUCUAACGGAUCCAAGGCAUUGGGCUUGAUGGCAGGCUCUGCCAUCGUCAACCACGCUGCCGUGCCAGAAGGCAAGGGCUUCCAGGACUACCAGCAGGUCUACAAUGACAUUGCUGAAAAGGUUGCCGACAACCUCGAAUUCGACCAGAACUCGGGUUUCUACGGUAUGUUGUGCAGAUUGGCAUGGCACUCGUCCGGAACCUACAAGAAGUCCGACAACACCGGAGGCUCGUACCCUGGUACCAUGAUGUACUCCACCGAAGCAUUUGAUGGCGCCAACAAGGGGUUGGAAGUCGGACGUGACUUCCUCAUGGAGUUCAAGGACAAGUACCCCUGGAUCUCCAGAGGUGACUUGUGGACCUUGGGUGGUGUUGUGGCCGUUCAGGAGUCUGGUGGUCCAAAGAUCCCAUGGAGACCAGGACGUAAGGACAGCAACGACAAGAAGGUUGUUCCAGAAAACGGUCGUUUGCCCGACGCCUCCCAGGAAGAUCCUCAAUACGUCAGAGGUGUGUUCAGCCGCAUGGGUUUCAACGACAGAGAAACCGUCGCUUUGAUCGGUGCCCACUGUCUCGGUAGAUGCCACUCCCACAACUCUGGGUUUGACGGUCCAUGGGGCCCAUCCUUCAACAUGUUCACCAACGACUUCUACGUCAGAUUGUUGCAAGGCUGGCACAUCAGAGACUGGAACGGUAACAGACAAUACGAAGAUGACGAGACCAAGUCUUUCAUGAUGUUGCCUGCUGACAUGGCCUUGAAGCACGGUUCCUACUUCGUCAAGUACGUCAAGGAAUAUGCUGAAGACCAAGACUUGUUCUUCAAGGACUUCUCCAAGGCUUACAGCACUUUGUUGGAGUUAGGUAUCACCUUCCCUAAGAACUCCAAGCCUUUCGAAUUCAAGACCCUUGACGAACAGGACGACGAGUAA